AUGGGCACUCGUCUAGCAUCGCAGAAUGAUCUUGAUCUGAGCUCCUUCACCAAGAAACUGAAGCUACCCUAUAAACCUGAUCUGGAACAGUAUGACACUGGUGCCAUACUGCGGGUAAAGCUUCGCAACUUCAUGUCGUACUCGCUCACAGAAUUUCACUUCGGCCCCAAAAUGAAUCUGAUUAUAGGACCUAAUGGAACUGGAAAAUCCACUUUUGUCUGUGCCGUUUGUAUUGGACUGGCAGGAAAGCUUGAUUUUCUAGGUAAGAGUUCUAUGAAUGUGGAUCAAUUUAUAAAAUCGGGAGAAAAAGAAGCCAGUAUCGAGUUGGAACUCAAGGCUGCUGAGCAGUUUGAAACGGUAACAGUUGAAAGAGAAUUUGUAAGAAGAGGAAAAACAAGCUGGUACAUCAACAAGAAGCCUUCGAACGAGGUUCAAGUCAAGAAACUGCUGAAAGAUUACAAUAUACAGCUCGAUAAUCUGUGCCAAUUUCUGCCUCAAGAUAGAGUGGCAAGAUUUGCAUCACUCAAACCGGAAGAGCUACUCAAGGAGAUCGAAAGACUAUACAAAAAUGGCGAGCUUUUGGAACAGCAUAACAAACUAAUCGAGCUUUACUCUCUGCGUCAAGAAAAAAUAAAAGCUCUGGCAGACAUAGACUUCCAGCUUACAUCUUUGCGAGAAAAGCGCGAAUCAUUGGAGGAACGUGCACAGCAAUACCACGAGUAUCAGCGAUUGGAAAAAGAGCUUCAAAGACAUGAAACAUUACGCCCUUAUGUUGAGCUGAGUACCAAAAAACAUGCUCGUGAAGAGUUGAAGCAGGAGGCGGAAGAGAUGAGCGAAAAAAUCAGAGAGUUUGACCAAAAGAUCCUCCCAAUGAAAGAGAAAUUACAACAGUUUCACCGUAAUUUGGGCAGUACUGAGACGCGAAUAAACGAAUACACUUCUACAAAAGAGAAAUAUACCGAAGAGCUGGAACAGAGUCUGGAAGCUAUCAAGGAGAUUAAUUCCGAGAUACAAAAGUUAAACGACCAGAGACUCUCGCUGGCAACAGAUCUGGAAACGCACCGCAAGAAAUGGCAGCAAUUAUCUGAAGAGCUUGACACGAUGACGCACAAAUUGGAUUCGCUUGAGAUUCUCAGUAAGGAGGAGACACAGGAGCUUAGGGAUCGCAGAACAUCUAUUCAGGACAAGCUGUUGGAAGAACAGGAGCCAAUAGAUGGUCUGGAGACAGAUAAAAGAGCACUGAUGAGGAUUAAUGAACAACUAGAGAACCGCAUCAAGACGAGUGAGAGCAGUCUGAAGUCUAAAGACCGACUACUUGUUUUAGAUUCACAAAGAUUUGGCAACAUAAUAAAAGCCGUCAAACUUUUGAGAGAAAACCGAAAGAAGAUGAAGCUAGAAUAUUUCGAGCCGCCGAUUAUCUCAUUGACUGUCACCGAUGCGAAGUACGGGCCCGCUUUAGAACGGUCCAUUAGGUUCCAAAAUCAAUGUGCCUUCACUGUGCGCAAUAAUGAGGACUAUCAAAACUUGGCAUACUUUCUCUAUGAAAAGAAUCCUGACAUUGGACGCAACAUUGGUAUCCGUACCUUGAGUGAAAACUUCAAUUUUCAGCCACGCAUUCACAGGGAAGAGAUAAAAAAGUACACUUUCGACGGAUACCUGGUGGAUUUCGUUGAAGGCCCACGGGAGGUAAUUCAGAUGGUGUGUGAGAAUGACAGGAUUCACAAUAUCCCAGUGUCUCAUCGGGAUAUCGACGCGUCCAUCAAAGAUGCUCUUUCUUACAAGAUCCGAAACGAAAACUUUCCUAUGAGCGAGUUUAUUGCUGGUGAAGCCUACUAUUCGUUUAAUAGGUCGAACUAUGGGUCUAAGCAGGUUACCGCGAACAUCAGGGGCUUCUCUGCAAAUCGUAUCUCCAUCUUCUCAGGUGGUCUACCAGAUGAUAAACGAUUGGAAAUUCAGCAUCAAAUUGACGAAUGCAGACACAAAAUAUCAAUAAAUAAUCAGACACUGGAGAACCUUGUGCAAAAGAUUAAGGAAAAGCAAGGAAUGCUUAAAGAUCUGGUCAAGGAGCGAGAUGAAUUGACGGCGAAAAUCAGUCGUCAAACUAGAGCAGAAAAGGAUAGGGAGAAGUAUGUCACUCACAUUGAGACAUUCAAGGACAGAAUGAGGGUCGAGAAAAAGGCCAUCAAUAAAAUAAAGCACAAGGAGAUUGAUGGAACUGCUUCAAAGCUGGUCACCAAAAUAGGCAAACUGGAAAAGAAGAAGAUUGAAAUAUAUGAGCGGAUUGAGCCAACGAUAUCGAUGAUAUGCGAACUGGACGAAAAGCUACUCGAUGCGCAGAUUUUUGCGAUCCAGGAAAACAACAAGUUUAGCACCAUCGAGUCAUUGAACGAAUCAAUCUUGACUACACGUGAAGAAAUGUUAGAGAAGAGAAAGGAGCUGAGAGACGCUUAUGUCAAAGCCAAGGAAGAAUACACUCAAGCUUUGAAAGACUACAAAGCCUUGCUAGAGACUUUCUCUGAUGAGGAUCGUUCAGAGCUCGAAAAAUUGGUUGCAGAACUUCAAGAGAGAAAUUCUUUGACGGAGGAAGGUCUCAAUGCCGAAAUCAGUAGGAUCAAAUCACAGAUGCGUUUACGCCGAAACGGUGCUGGCGCAGACUCACUAAAACGCCUGGAAGAGGUUGAGAAGGAGAUUCAACAGUACGAGCAGAAAUUGCCUGAAUUUGAUGUUGACGUCGGUAUUCUUGAUCGACAAAUACAAGAUCUUGUCUCAAUUUGGAGACCAAAAUUGGACUCAGUCAUUCAAACUAUAGCAAAAGACUUUAGUGAGAAUAUGAAGGCCGUGGCUAGUGCUGGUGACGUGCAGCUUGAUAGUGAGUCAGAAAACUUCUCCGAGUGGAAACUCAAAAUCCUUGUUAGCUUCCGUGAUAGCCACGCGUUAAUGCAAUUGAAUGCGGCACAACAAUCCGGAGGAGAAAAAUCCGCCACGACGGCUGUGUUCCUAAACUCUUUACAGGGCCUUACGAAUACGCCAUUUCGAGUUGUCGAUGAAAUUAAUCAAGGUAUGGAUUCAAAGAAUGAGAGGCUCAUCCACGAAUUGAUUGUUCGCAAAUCGUGCGCGGGACGUGGCUCACAGUACUUUUUGAUCACUCCUAAAUUACUCACGAAUCUCUACUAUGGCACCGGAAUGCGCGUACACUGCAUUUUGGCUGGAAGAUGGUGUCCGGACUAUGAGGAUACAGUGGAAUUUUUGGAGAUGGGGUUGACAGAUAAAUAUUUUUGA
Molecule: messenger RNA, 3279 nt
Organism: Ogataea angusta
Lineage: Eukaryota; Fungi; Ascomycota; Pichiomycetes; Pichiales; Pichiaceae
Exons: 1
Coding region: 1-3279 (1092 amino acids)
Biological process (GO): double-strand break repair via homologous recombination
Cellular component (GO): Smc5-Smc6 complex
Molecular function (GO): ATP binding; ATP hydrolysis activity
Source: RefSeq, a predicted model, not a curated record